AUGGAUAAUUCAUCAAAGCUACAGCUGUUACUUCAAAAUCAGAAAAAUGGUUUGGUCUAUCAACAUCUAAAGAAUAUUAAAGAUGGUGAUAAUGUUGAAGAUAUCGAGAAUGUCAAAGAUGUUGUAUUAAAUGAAAACUCCUGUAGAACAAAAGUUAAAUGUUCUUUUUGUGAGCAAUUGCUUAAUCAUUCAAAAAAGAUGAGCGUUACCGAUAUAAUCAAUAAAGUAGCAGCAAAAAUUGCUUUUCUUGAUGAACCAAUUAAGGUCUCUGUAUUUGUUUUUAAUAGCAGCUUUAACCAUGGUAUUUAUGCCAAAGAUGUUCUUGUUACAAGCGGAAUGCUCUUAAGUGAUGGUGGUGGAAGAGCCAAUGAAAAAUAA
Molecule: messenger RNA, 378 nt
Organism: Entrophospora sp. SA101
Lineage: Eukaryota; Fungi; Glomeromycota; Glomeromycetes; Entrophosporales; Entrophosporaceae
Source: the annotation of a GenBank genome assembly